AUGACCCCGGGCCGAAAAUCCAAUGUCAAGCCCUUCUCCGGAGUAUUCUGGAUGUUCCCCCUAUAUAUCUGCUCUUUUCCAAUCAACCUCUACGUGGAAAAACUCCCGCAGCCGUUAUCACGCCAAUCAGAAGACAGUCGCGUCAGAUAUGAUCGGUGGCCACCAAGCACUUUGAUGUCGUUUUUGACGACAAGACUGCUAGCCACCGACCCUAGUCGAACCCCACCUCUCCACGUCCAAAUACAAAGUAUCAUGGACCCGAGCGCUCAAUCUAGAGACGAAGUUCGCUCAGACGGAAAAACAGCUAGACCAACCAUCGAUAUCACGGCACAGGAGGAAGAUAGGAUAUCGCAGAACACAUCGAAGAAAAACCAUGACAACGCGGACCAACUCGAAUCAACUACGAGAGGCAAUUCGACUCCAGCAGCAGCAAACGUCGUUCCCGCUCAACAUAUCAGUCGAUCGGCCUCAGUUGAUGGCCAGAGUUUUCCAAAAACAGAUGAAGUGAUCUUCAAGAUCGAGGUCAGAAAGCAAAAUAGGACGGUAUUGCAAGACUUGCCCGAGCUAGUUGUGGCUAUAGAGCUCGGUUUCCACAAACAUGUACCGGAGAGAUGCAUACACCGAUACAAGCUGUGGUUUGAGGCUGAAGACCUGUCGGGGUCUACGUUAUCCUCGAUGAACCCGAUUUUUUUGUUCGACGACAACCAUGAGGAAAAUAUGGCGACUCUGGACCUGUUCUGGAAAGAGCUUAGAGUUUGUGGUAACCAAGACGCUGCUAGGGUCACUGCGAAUGUCUUAAUCUCUGGAAAUUUAUGUAACGAGAGCACAGAAUAG
Molecule: messenger RNA, 834 nt
Organism: Aureobasidium melanogenum CBS 110374
Lineage: Eukaryota; Fungi; Ascomycota; Dothideomycetes; Dothideales; Saccotheciaceae
Exons: 2
Coding region: 1-834 (277 amino acids)
Source: RefSeq, a predicted model, not a curated record